GGUUGCCUUGGUGAUGGUUGUUACGGCUACCUAAGACGCUUUAGUGGGCCCUGAGGUGCUUCUCGAGUGAAAAAGUAGAAAAAAUAAGAACUUAAGAAGUCCUCAGCUUAGAAGAAUUCUCUUGUCUUCAUGUCAUACUCCACGAGUCCAAGGCGUACUGGAUUGCCCCGGACCGUACUGCGAUGGCUGCAGAGCCUUGACCUCACUUUCUCACCAAUGCACUUCCGUAGGGAUUUUUCAAAUGGCUAUCUUAUUGCUGAAAUAUUCUCUUGGUACUAUCCAGAAGACAUUCAAAUGCAUUCCUUUGUAAAUGGAACCUCCUUAAGUGUCAAACUCAGUAACUGGUCACUGCUCGGAAAGUUUUUUACAAAAAGAAACCUGAAGCCUACACGAGAACUAAUUGAUGGGACAAUUCACUGUAAACCAGGAGCUGCAGAAAUAUUUGUACAAGAUAUUUAUACAAUGCUGACAAACAGACGUAUAAAACAAAUUCAGGAUGAAGAGAUUGACUUUACAGAUCGUAUUUACCAGGAUAAAUUACCACUGGUUGCUAGAUCAACUGCUUCAAAGGCUAUUAAAAACAAUCUCAGUUUGACAGAAAUAAUGGUAGAGCCUAAUAUUUACAAAAACAAACAGAAAAUAAAUGCCAUCAUUGAUAUACACAUGCAGCGAAGGUUAAUGGAGAGGGAACAAAAUCCAGCACGGUUUGGUAUUAAACCAACAUUGAGAGAACUUACCAUUCGUCGCCCUUCUAUUUUGGUUCAUUCGUUGAGUACAACUAAUCUUCAAAAGGAAAAAUCUGUUCCUGUGCCAAGUAGUAAGCAUUCUUUUUCUGAUUUGAAAGUCAAAGGUUACAGUUCUAUUCAAAUGGGCUGUAUGGAGGUAUAGCAUCCACAGAAAUCAGGGGCAAAAUGGGUGUUCAUUUCAAAACUAUUCACGUGAAACAAGCUGAGAGAUACCCAUUUGAUGUGAACAUUAAU
Candoia aspera is the source of this 980-nucleotide messenger RNA. It is a transcript of the gene SPATA4, whose product is annotated as spermatogenesis associated 4. Gene Ontology annotation, biological process: regulation of cytoskeleton organization. The coding region runs from base 130 to 888 and encodes 252 amino acids. NCBI's taxonomy places the organism in Eukaryota, Metazoa, Chordata, Lepidosauria, Squamata, Candoiidae. The transcript has 7 exons. The record is from RefSeq and is a predicted model, not a curated record. Gene Ontology annotation, cellular component: axoneme. Gene Ontology annotation, molecular function: microtubule binding.